AAGCAAAAUGAAUUCUCAACAAUUAAAAUGUAAUAAUAUUGAAAAAGUGAAACUUAAAUACGAAUUGAUUACAAAUGAAACUGUUUAUUUACCUGCGGUUUGUGGUACUUUUGACCCAAUGGAACCUCCGAAUUGGUUUGAUCAGGAUAAGUUCAUUGAAUCUCAACGAAUUUGUAGAAAAUAUUUUUACAGCAUUUUCGUAUCACUAUCAAUAGGUAAUCUAUUAGCCUUCCAAGGGCCGUCCUUUGUUGAUCCAGUUCUGACCACAGGUAAUCAUUCAAGUAUCGCUAAAAUGUAUCGUCGUUACCUUGCAACAGCAUUUCAUAUACUUAAAUGGUUCCAAUCUGAUCCAUUUACACCUAAAAGUCCCGCUUUCAGGUCAUUCAGUCAAGUGCGAUCAAUGCACAUGAGACUUUGCACCUCAAUGAAUGAGCAGAAAAAUUUGAAAAUCGGUAAAGAUAAACUUCAUUUCUUACAUGAUAUUAUCAUGUCAAUCUUUCCUUUUAUCGGUCUUUUUACAAAUUAUCCAAUCGCUUGUGGAGCUCAUAAAGUUACCAAGGAAGAAUUGGAAAAGGUGAUCUACUCGUGGAGAGUAUUUGUUUACGCUCUUGGAAUCGACGAUAAGUACAACAUUUGCGAUGGUUCAAUCGAAGAAUUCAAUCAACUAUACAGAUUGUACGAAGAAAAUUAUCUAAUUCCAUUACUAUCAAAGGUACCUCAUAGUUCACCGGUGGGUUGGGAGGUAUCACAAGGAUAUAUCACAGCGAUUAAGCAGAUUAACUUUUCGCUCAACUUUAAUUCAUUGAUCUGCUAUUGGUUUAAUGUUAUCGGUGUUCCGGUUUCCAUGAAAUUGAAUACAUUUGAAUGGUUACUCAUGAAAAUUACAAACAUUUUCACGUUCUAUUUACUACAAUUUAGAUAUUUCUAUUCUCUGAUGAAUAAUUUUCUCAUCUAUCAACUCGAACAGCAUAAAAAGAAUCGCAAUAGAAUCGCAGAUAACUUGGAAAGACGAUAUUCUGAUAUACAAUAUGAAAGUUCAUGUCCAAUGAAUGAAGAUUCAGAUUAUCGAGAUGAUUUAACUGAUUAACUUUUCUUUUUUUCCCCUUCAAUUAACUGUAACUCUUUCUAAUAUUGUUGUUUACAAUUUAACUUAAAAACUAAUACGUA
Panonychus citri (citrus red mite) is the source of this 1167-nucleotide messenger RNA. RefSeq lists its product as uncharacterized. Lineage: Eukaryota; Metazoa; Arthropoda; Arachnida; Trombidiformes; Tetranychidae. Gene Ontology annotation, molecular function: oxidoreductase activity. The record is from RefSeq and is a predicted model, not a curated record.